Molecule: messenger RNA, 5102 nt
Organism: Eimeria necatrix
Lineage: Eukaryota; Apicomplexa; Conoidasida; Eucoccidiorida; Eimeriidae
Exons: 2
Source: RefSeq, a predicted model, not a curated record
CUCGGGAGGCGCCGCGGCGGCCCACGAGCGAGGAGGACUCCUCCUACAGCUCGGCCGAAGAAGGGGAUGAUGAUGACCAGGAGGUCAUCAUAAUAUCCCCCCGACCAUCUUGCAGCAGCAGAGGCAGCGAGAGGAAAGAAGGAGAGGCCAAUAAGGAGACCGGCAUACCCCGCUCCGGCGUCGCGCCACUUGGCGUGUCCAGUAGCAGCCCCAUAGAAACGUACGACAGGGAGCGGAGCGAAGGGUAUGCAAGCGCUCGGAGGAUGGGCGACGGUCGAUUCCACAGCAUGGAAUCGAUGGAAAGGGAGCCGGCACACCAGCUCCCCGUCCGCGACCCGGUGAUUGCCGAUCCACCCCAGGGUUCGAUUCCUAGUGGAAACCCAACAAGCAAUGGGCUCUCGACGCAGGGCGGAUCACCACUGAUGCACAGGGACUCUAGCGAGCCACUGCAGGGCCCGAUCCCCAGCGCACACCCAGCAGGAGCCAGAACGAUCGGCGUACCCAACACUCUGCAACUCGUUGAACCACCCAGGUCAGCGCUUCCCAUACAAACGAACCACAGGGAGCAGAGUAUAGGGUAUCCAGGAACCAGGAUAACUGCCCAGGAUCGGUUUCACAGCAUGAACUCAAUCGAAAGUGAGCCGGAACAACAGCAGGAACAGUCGCUGGGCCAUAUCACAGAUCCACCCCAGGGUUCAUUCCCCAGUGAAAACCCAGCAAGCAAUGGGAUUUGGACGCAGGGAGGAUCUCCACCGAUGCCUGACAGGGAUUCUCUCGAUCCACUGCAGGGCUCGAUCCCCAGCGAUCACCCAGCAGGAGCGGCCAAUCAGGAGAUUGGCGUACCCCGCACGAUGCAGAUCGAUGAACCGCAUAGGUCGUCGUCCCUCAUACAAACGGACAAUAGGGGGCAGAGUGCAGGGUAUGCAGGGUAUGCAGGAGCUAAAAUAAUGGAUCAGGGCCGGUUUUACAGCGCAGAAUCGAUGGAAAAUGAGCCGGAACAACAGCAGGGGCAGCCGCUGGACGCUACUAUUGAUCCACUCCAGGGUCCAUUUCCCAAUGAAAUCCACGAAGCAAACGGGGCUUGGACGCACGGAGGGACUCCACCGCCCAGCGUACACCCCACAGGAGCGGCCGGCGUACCCCACACGCCGCGGGCCGGAGACCCGCUUGGGUCACCAGCCCGCAUGCAGAUGGACACCACGGAACAGAAUGUACGAUUUGCAGGAUCCGAGAGGAGGGUCCAGGAUCGGAUUCCCAGUUGGGAAUCCAUCGAAAGCGAACCAGAACAACACCAGAGGCAGUCACUGGGCAGCACUACCGACCCACCACACGGUUCGAUUCCCAAAGAAAGCCGAGCAAGCAAUGGGGCUUCGAUGCAGGGAGGGUCAUCACCGACGCCUGAUGGGGCUCUCACAGCCCCACCACAGAGCCCGAAUCCCAGCGACCGCCGAGGGGAUUGUGUCGUGGCAGGGGAUCCUUCUCCCGAUCAGGAAGCAGCAAUCGGGAGGGAGGAGGAACAGCCCACCUGCUGCCCUAACUGCGGCAGAUCGUUUGCUACCAAACGGGGGUUGGCCCAACACCUACGACGGGGCACAAACAACCCUUGCGCAAAAUUACACGCAGAAGUUAUCAACCAACAGCAGAAUGUGCCAACGUCCCCCGAUCUCAGCACCAAAAGAAGCCGAGGACAGCGCACAGAAGACCAUGGAGGGGGUAGGACCUCACAGGCGGCUCUGUCGAGGUCCCCAAAGAGGAAACAGCACAGGAAACACCCACCCCUGUCCUCCCCAUACCCCCCAUGGGCUGGACCUACAUCAGCAGCAGACCUUCCAACACUGGAGGACAAAGAGACAACACCGCCAACUCAACAGAAUCUGCAGACGACAACAGAGCGAAGCAGCCAGUUACUGCAGACCAACAACCCACCGGAGACGACAGCACAGCGGAAUGAGCCCAUCUCACGCCGCAAACCACUCCGCAUCCCCCGACUCUCCGCAGAUUCCCGCGCAAGGCUACAAAAAACCCUGGAAGAACUUGCAAAGGAGACAGCAGAGAAGGUCAGCGGAGGCACUUGGGAGGAAGCUGAAGCCGUAAUCAACGGUUUCACAGAACGACUAUAUGACGCAAUUUGGUUCGCUGACAAGGCCCCACCAGCAGCCCAAAAGGACGGGCCGAGGAAGCAGCACUCCCAGAACGGCAAACACCAAGCAACCCCAACGGCACGCGUAUCGCCAAGACUGGCCCAAGCGCAGGACAACGUCACAAAGGCGUUGCAUGCCCUCCGGGAGGAGGAAAGGGCUCAGCAGGGCAAACCAACCGACUCGAUAGAAGCCAAAAUGAAGAAGCGAGCACUCGAAAGACAACUACGAACAGCGCGUCGCCGCCUCAUCAGCAUCCUGAAAGAAGAGUCAGCACAUAAACUCCAAACACUCUACAUGCGAGACCGAAAGAAGUGCGUGGAGCAACUUCUAGCUGACGAAGACCAGUCCCAAAGCCACGAUUGCCCUAUCCAGCUCAGCGAGCUGGAGGCACACUUCAGAGAACAGCACUCGGAGCAGGCUAUUGAUCCCACAUCCAAACUUGCGCACGAGUUCUUGGACCCUCUGGCGGCGGCUCCACUAGGAGCGCAAGGGAUUGAUGCAACCUUCACUGAAGAGGAUGUGCGAGCUCAGCUGCUGAAAAGCAACCUUAGAUCUGCAGCAGGGCCAGAUGGGAUAAGGUUCUCAGUGUACAAGCAGUUCGCAGAUGUGCUAAUCCCAGCCAUGUCCGCGAUCUACAACGCGUGCUCCAAGCACAGGCAAGUGCCAAGGAAGUGGAAGGAGAGCGUGACGGUGCUAAUUCCCAAGGGGGGGGACCCAAAAAGCGUGAAGAAUUGGCGACCAAUUAAUCUACAGGACUGCAUAUACAAACUCUACGCAGCACUGUGGGCUCAGAAGAUUGCCGCCUGGGCAAUCAAGAGCGGCGUCGCUUCCAAGUCGCAGAAGGGAUUCAUGCCAGUGAACGGGUGCCAUGAGCACCUAUUUCUCGCCCAAAGCAUUCUCAACUCUACGCGCAGGAGCAAGAAACCGCUGUACAUGACCUACUACGACUUGCAGAACGCCUUUGGAUCCAUCUCCCACCAGCUCAUACACGUUGUCUUACAGGCUCAACGGCUACCGAAGCAUGCCCAGGAGGUCAUCAUGGACCUCUAUCAAGGAGCAAGCUUCUGCAUCUUGACGAAGGAGGGCUGCACUGGUCGCAUAGUCAACCAGCGGGGAGUCAAACAAGGCUGCCCGCUCAGCCCCAUCCUCUUCAACCUUGCCAUUGAGCCUCUGCUGCAGCGGCUAGCGGCGUGCAAUGAAGGCCUUGAACUGCGUACGACAGAUGGGAAGCCACAGGUGAAAGUCUCGCAUAUGGCGUAUGCAGAUGACCUCAAGACGGUGGCCGCUACACGCGUAGGUAUCAGCAAACUCCACCAGGUGGUGGAAGAUUUUCUUCAAUGGACGGGACUUAAGGCCAACCCGUCUAAAUGCGCAACGCUGGGACUGAAGGUGCAAAAGGCCAAGCAGGUACCAGACCCCGUCAAACUCACCCUACACUACGAGGUCUUACCAGUGGUGAAGCUGGGAGAAGCCUAUAAAUACCUGGGCAUCAAAGAUGCGCUGGAAUCACCAGUCCAGCAGAGCCAAAUCCUUCGAGCCAUGAGCAGAAUCAAGAAGGAUUUGAACAAGCUCCUCAGGUCAGAACUUCUCCCGUGGCAGAAACUCGAUGCGCUGCGCACUUUCGUGAUGUCCCGAUUGGACUAUUAUCUCAGGCAUUGCUACCCAUAUAAACAACAACUGGUCGCAUUCGAUGUCUACGUCCGUGCCGCCCUGAAGGCAGCCUUCAAGCUCCCAAAGAGCACGAGCAAAGAGGUAUUUCACCAGCCGAUUCCCAAUGGCGGUUUGGGUUGUACCUCUAUACAGACGAUGGCCGCUGCAACGCAGAUUGGACAUGCUAUCCAAAUGCUCAACAGCCCUGAUGACACGAUCCGAGCGGUUGCAGAAGGACAGGUGCUGGAGGUCAUUAAGCGGGCAUUUGUCUACACACCAGAUGACGAGACUAGCGACCGAGAGGCUAUUCUUGCCUUUCUCAACGGCAAAGAUAUCGGCUGUCUACGACGGAGAAGCAAGAAAGCGGAUAUAAGAAGCCUCUGGUCAGAACUCCCAGGUAAUAUCGCGAUGAGCAAGACGCGACUCGCAACUGGGGUUAAUGGUCGCUAUGUGCUUCAGAAAGCAGAUGGCGCCGCUCUCGACCAGAAGCAGCUCAUUAGGAGUAUUAAACAGCAUAUGGCGGAAUGGCAGCGGGAUGUGUGGAAAGAGCAGGUGGAUCAAGGAAAAUCGGUGGCUUACCAGACGGCGGAUAGUAACGCGUUUCUACGGGGGCCGUCUCGUCUGAAGCCCGAAGACGUCAUCUUCGCCAUCAGGGCGAGAUCUGCGCAGCUCCCCACACGGCAUUACCUCAAACGCAUUGGGGUAACAAAGCUAGCCCGUUGCCGCCAUUGUACAGCUGACCCUGAAACCCUCGCGCACAUCCUUAACCACUGCCCGCACAGUAUGGACAGCAAAAUAAAAAUGCGCCACAACAAAGUACUGGAGCGGAUCACAACGGCCAUUACACAGAGCGCAGUCAACAGGGGGAAAACCUUACUGAUCGACAAGUGCCCGGAUGAUAUGGAAACACGCUUGAGACCAGACAUUAUUCUGCGCGACGAAAAGAGGAAGACAAUGACAAUCGCAGAUGUAGCGGUAGUCUUUGAAGACUACAAGAAAAACUCGUUCGGCUCCGCCGCCAUUCACAAGGAAGAGAAGUACAAGGAUCUCAAGACCCACUAUGAGCAACGUGGAUACCGGGUAUCAGUGCAUGCGCUCGUCUACGGCUCGCUGGGCUGUAUAGCGCAAGACAAUAGAAAGGUGCUUACACAAGAUCUAGGCAUCGCCGAACGCACCGCAUGGGUAUUACAACGGAUCAUUAGCACUGACUGUAUCCGAUACAGCAAUCAGAUCUGGGGUUUUCACGUGGCUGACAAUGGAUCAAGGCGGGCGCGAGGAGGAAAUCGCUCUCGCACAGCCAACAUGCAGUGA